This is a messenger RNA of Durusdinium trenchii, 1520 nucleotides long. NCBI's taxonomy places the organism in Eukaryota, Dinophyceae, Suessiales, Symbiodiniaceae. The record is from the annotation of a GenBank genome assembly.
AGAUCCAGGGCUCAACAGUGUAGGAGCAGUGCACCUUCAGCCUUCGAUUGCAAGCCAUGUCGCACAUGUCCAAGAUGUCAUCCGCCUUGGCGCUGGCAGCCGUCGGCUUUGUUUUCCUCAAUGCCAGCAUUGUCUUUGUGGCUCCCGGGGCAUUGGCACCGAAGGGUGCACAGGCGACAGGCUUUCAAUCAGAGGCAGCCUCAGAGUCGUGGGAUGCUUCCUCGACAUCCAGCUUCCCCGUGUGCAGCAUGGCACUACUAGCCACUGCUGCAGGACUCAUGGCUCAUGGUCGUACAUCCAAGGUGGCCCGAAAGGCCUUGCAUGGCAUCAAGUUCCCUUACUCCUUGCAGAGAGAUUCCCAUGCUGACUUGGAGUACCUCAACGAUGUGGGAUACUUGCCAGAUGGCACCCCGAUGAACCGGGCUGGAAACGCCAUCAACCAUCCGGAGAACAUCCAGCCUGAUCCCCACACACCUGGCGCACCUCUCCCAAGGGCAGAGUUCACCAAUUCGGUGGGCUAUUUGCCCGAUGGUACGCCUAUGAACGCGGCUGGGAACGCGCUGAACCACCCUGAGACCAUGCAGCCAGACAUGCACGCUCCUGGUUCUCCUUUGCCCACCUCUUUCUAUACUGCGGACGUGGGCUACCUUGUGGAUGGCACUGACUUGGUGACUGCAGGCAACAACGCUGUGAGGGCCGGUGCUGUGCCCCCGGCUCCAGCUGCAGCAUCAGCCCCGCAGCAGGUGCGGGUAAGAAACAACUCACAAACCCAACGUGCUUGCUGCAAUCCACUGAAAGCUUUUGGGGGUUUUGUGGAGCACACAUCUAUUUCAGUGCCCAAGGUGGCGGCUGCCUUUGUCGGAGUUUCCACCCAGGCCUCCGCGCCAGUGCGAAAAGCCGGUGGCUUUGCCUAUGCCAUUCAGAAGGACGCGUAUGUGGAUUUGGAGUUUGGAAACGAUGUGGGCUACUUGCCAGAUGGCACGCCAAUGAACCGGGCAGGCAAUGCCGUCAACCACCCGGAGAACAUUCAACCAGACCCUCAUGCUCCUGGAUCUCCACUGCCCCGUGCCAUCUUCGUGAAUGAUGUGGGCUACUUGCCAGAUGGCACACCUAUGAAUCGAGCAGGAAAUGCUAUUAACCAUCCUGAGACGCUUGGCCCUGACCCUCAUUCUCCAGGCUCGGCCUUGCCUGAAUCGGCCUAUGCCGCAGACAUCGGAUACCUUGUCGACGGUACACCCCUCGAUGCUGCUGGCAACAACGCCGUGCACUGAGCAGCUGGUGUUGAGACAAGAACUCACGCCGUGAAGUCAAUAUCCUAGUGUGAAUGCAUCUCCUGCCAGGAAAGGUGUGGAGCCUAUCCGUGGCACUUGUGCUGCAGCCGGUCGAGGGCUGUACAGCAUAAUCAUAAUCCCAUUUUGGUGAAUAGUGGGGCAGUUUGGCACAUGCCAAUAAGUAGGAAUCUGUAAUCUUCGAAUCUUCGACAUUUCUCCAGGUGAGAACUUGCCCUUCGAGGACAAAAA